Amphibalanus amphitrite is the source of this 1839-nucleotide messenger RNA. RefSeq names its product RCC1 domain-containing protein 1-like. The transcript has 7 exons. The record is from RefSeq and is a predicted model, not a curated record. The coding region runs from base 476 to 1225 and encodes 249 amino acids. Lineage: Eukaryota; Metazoa; Arthropoda; Thecostraca; Balanomorpha; Balanidae.
CAACUACAACCCCUAUACGAAGGUCAGCACGGCUCCCUUCACGCAUUCCCUCGAAGGCUUGCAGCUUUGAGCAGGGAGCCAGGGUGAGUGCUGAAAAUCCCUGGUCUACCGUGGGAAUAAGGUCUAGAAAAAAUUACACGAUCCUGUGCUGAUAAUAUCUUCAUGAAUUUAUUGAAUUUGCAUUAUUUGCACACAAGAAACAUUCCAUAAAUCAAUUUGAAGAGUGAAGCACGUCUGCAGAAAGUCAGUUCGCAGAAUCAAUAUAUUGAUAAACCAGCUGAUUUCAGAAUCAAAAUAAUGAUUAGCCAGCUGAUUGCGGAAUCAAAAUAUUGAUUCUCGCCGGGAUUAGCCGCCGUGAUGAAUCAAUAUCUUGAUUAGUUUCAAGACGCUUUCCUAAACUAACCAAAGAGGGCAUGUCCAACAAAAUGGAAUUACUAUCAAAGCACCACCUGGAUGUGAACAAGAAACACCAAGCAUGCUGCGUUCUGCUGAAGAUCGGCUGGUGGCUCUGUAUCCUGAUGGCUCCACCUGGCUAAGGACAACUGCCUGGCGCCGACUAGCACUCCAGUCAGCUGGCCAGGAGACUGCUGAGCCUGCACGUCAUGUGAGCAUCGGCAGACACACAUUGGCUGCCUGUGACACAGGCGGCUCGCUGCUGACCCUGGAUGGGGUACCGACACCGGCCGGUGAGCGGCUGCAGGCGAUCUCCUGCGGCCGAGAGCACGUGGUGCUGCUCACACGCUCCGGACGAGUUUUCACCUUCGGUGGCGGCAGCCGAGGUCAGCUGGGGACCGGCGAGCUGAGUUCCUCGGACAUGCCUCAGCUGGUGACCGCCCUGGACGGACUGGCCAUCACCCAGGUGUGCGCCGGCGGAUGGCACACGGCAGCGCUGUCGAGCUCUGGUGACGUGUACACCUGGGGCUGGAACGAGUCCGGCCAGCUCGGGCUCGGCGACACAGUGAACGUGGCUGCCGAGCCGGCCCUGGUGGACGCGCUUCCCAGUGACGUCACCGUCACUCAGCUGGCCUGCGGCUCGCGACACACGCUGGCGCUGCUCGAGGACGGCUCAGUGAUGGGCUGGGGCUGGAACGGUCACGGUCAGCUGGCCCUGCCGCCCUGUGACCGGUCACCGCCCCGGGCCCUGCCGCUGCCGGAGCGAGGCACCGUGGUCAGGGUAGCCGCCGGUGGCUGGAACUCCGCUCUGGUAACCCGGGAGGACAGCUGAUGAGUCUUCGGUGACCGGUGCAGUGAAGUAGCGUGCUUUGUAAAAUUGAAAGAUAUUUCGGGGUGCGCCUAACCGGGCAGGAUGGCGAGCCCAAGGUGAUAAGGCGAGCCCUUUUAUGGCGUGCGUCAUAAAUUCGAAGUAUCCGGUACUAAAGCUGAUUUUGCCAGCGUGUAUCGUUUUCAGAUUGGGUAUUUGGUCGUGAUCACAGCACCUUGCCUCUGCUAUGUGAUAUGGGGAUUUGGGAGGGCCUUGUCAUAAAAUGGUGGGGUAUGCAAUGAAAUGUAUUUUGUGUGCUUGAAAAGGUUACUUUUUGCAGUGUUUUCUUAAGCUUUUAGUUAUGGAAGGCUUAGCUUUUCGAAUUUCGAAAGGGUUAGCAUAGUGUAAAUGACGUGCGCUUACCGUCGAAUGUGAUGCUUUGACGACAGAAGGUGCAGAUGUGUUCAUGUCAUUUGUUAUCAUUUUUCGGAAAAUAUUGGUUAUGCGCAUUCAGAGUGUUCUGUUUUAGGUGACUUUCACUCAAUAUGCAUGAGAGUUCUCAAGAGAAGGGAUUUCUCGAAUCAUAGAUAACAGUACUGUUAUCUAUGCUCGAAUAAAUGCUGUUUUUGUUGAGGACA